This is a messenger RNA of Fusarium keratoplasticum, 885 nucleotides long. Its product is annotated as 40S ribosomal protein S0. Lineage: Eukaryota; Fungi; Ascomycota; Sordariomycetes; Hypocreales; Nectriaceae. Bases 1 to 885 code for a protein of 294 amino acids. The transcript is spliced from 3 exons. Gene Ontology annotation, molecular function: structural constituent of ribosome. Gene Ontology annotation, cellular component: ribosome; 90S preribosome; cytosolic small ribosomal subunit. Gene Ontology annotation, biological process: cytoplasmic translation; ribosomal small subunit assembly. The record is from RefSeq and is a predicted model, not a curated record.
AUGGCCCCCUCCAACCUGCCCUCCAUCUUCAACGCCACCAGCCAGGACAUUGAGAUGCUCCUGGCUGCCCAGUGCCACCUGGGUAGCAAGAACCUCCAGGUUCACAUGGAGAACUACCUCUGGAAGACCCGUGCCGACGGUGUCAACGUCCUCAACGUCGGCAAGACCUGGGAGAAGAUUGUCCUGGCCGCCCGCAUCAUCGCCGCCAUCGACAACCCCGCCGAUGUCUGUGUCAUCUCUGCCCGUCCCUACGGUCAGCGUGCCGUCCUCAAGUUCGCCUCCCACACUGGUGCCACUGCCAUCGCCGGUCGCUUCACCCCCGGUUCCUUCACCAACUACAUCACCCGCUCCUUCAAGGAGCCCCGUCUGAUCGUCGUCACCGACCCUCGCACCGACGCCCAGGCCAUCAAGGAGGCUUCCUACGUCAACAUCCCCGUCAUCGCCCUCGCCGACACUGACUCCCCCACCGAGUACGUCGACGUCGCCAUCCCCACCAACAACAAGGGUCGCCACGCCAUCGGCUGCAUCUGGUGGAUGCUUGCCCGUGAGGUCCUCCGCCUCCGCGGCACCAUCUACAGCCGCGAGACCCCCUGGGACGUCAUGGUCGAUCUCUACUUCUACCGCGACCCCGAGGCCGAGGCCGAGGAGAAGGUCGAGGAGGAGAAGGCCCCCGGCGUCGAGGAGGAGGGCCCCGCUGCCAUCGAGUCCGGCUUCGCUGCUACUGGUGGUGACUGGGAGGCUCCCGCCGCUGGCUUCGCUGGUGCCACCGGUACCGGCUGGGACGGCGCUGCCGGUGACGAGUGGGGUGCCGCUCCCGCUACCACCGAGUGGGCCGCUUCUGCCGCUCCCGCCACCGGCGAGGCUGCCAAGGAGACCACGUGGUAG